AUGAGCAAAUCGUUCACUCGGCUCGGAUUUGCGUUACCAAGAGCACUCCAAGGUCAUGUGGAGAGUAUUAUUAAAAAAGAACAAGAAAAUCAACAAUUCUUAUCUAACUUUAUCGAACAGGAAAAAAUGGAAAAACCACAAUUGGAAUUACUUUUGGGUGGUGUUCGAGAGUUGUACGAUAUGUCAAACAAAGAAAGAUUUUACGGCUAUUAUAUGCACAAUUUCCCACAAUUUUCCCUUAAAGUUAAAAAUACGAGAUUCUUGACAAAACAUCCAAGAGACAAAUUAUACAAUCAACUUUUCCUCGACCUUAAAUAUUAUGAAGAUUUAUUCGAUAUUCUUAAUAAGUUGGCAGAGAACUUAAAAAUGACUGGUGAUCAAUUGUUUUUAACUACUAUUCAUAAUUUUGAGGACUUCAUUAGAAACCUCAAAGAUUUACAAAGAAAACAUGGUUUCAAGGAGAAACAUUUUGUCAGGAGAAGAAACGACAUUUGGGAAAAGUUCAAAGAACAAGGGUUUGGAACUCCACCCGGAGCUGCGUCUUCAAGCAAAGCUACAGGAGCAACUGGUGUUGGAAAAUAA
This is a messenger RNA of Entamoeba invadens IP1, 582 nucleotides long. RefSeq lists its product as hypothetical. The coding region runs from base 1 to 582 and encodes 193 amino acids. NCBI's taxonomy places the organism in Eukaryota, Evosea, Mastigamoebida, Endamoebidae. The record is from RefSeq and is a predicted model, not a curated record. The transcript has a single exon.